This is a messenger RNA of Capra hircus (goat), 2253 nucleotides long. It is a transcript of the gene CCN3, whose product is annotated as nephroblastoma overexpressed. The record is from RefSeq and is a predicted model, not a curated record. Gene Ontology annotation, biological process: signal transduction; cell adhesion. The coding region runs from base 1 to 987 and encodes 328 amino acids. Gene Ontology annotation, molecular function: heparin binding; integrin binding. Gene Ontology annotation, cellular component: extracellular region; extracellular matrix. NCBI's taxonomy places the organism in Eukaryota, Metazoa, Chordata, Mammalia, Artiodactyla, Bovidae. The transcript is spliced from 5 exons.
AUGCUCCUGCUCCUCCACCUCCUGGGACAGGUCGCUGCGGCUGAGCGUUGCCCCUCCUCGUGCCCGGCCACGUGCCCCCCAAAGCCUCCGACCUGCGCCCCUGGGGUGAGAGCGGUGCUGGACGACUGCUCCUGCUGCCUCGUGUGCGCUCGGCAGCGCGGCGAGAGCUGUUCGGUGCUGCUGCCAUGCGAGGAGAGCCGCGGCCUCUUCUGCGACCGCAGAGCGGACCCCAGCGCCCAGACUGGCAUCUGCAUGGCGGUAGAAGGAGACAACUGUGUGUUCGAUGGAGUCAUCUACCAGAGUGGGGAGACCUUCCAGCCAAGUUGCAAAUACCAGUGCGCCUGCCAAGAUGGACAGGUUGGCUGUGUGCCCCGCUGUGAAGAGGACUUGCUACUGCCCCAGCCCGACUGCCCAGCUCCCAGAAAAGUUAAAGUGCCAGGGGAGUGCUGUGAAAAGUGGAUCUGUGACACCAAAGAGACGGGGACAUUAGGGGGCCUCCAGACCCUUCCAGCCUACAGGCCAGAAGCCACUCUAGGAGUUGCAGUCUCGGACUCCAGUAUCAACUGCAUCGAACAGACCACAGAGUGGAGUGCAUGUUCCAAGAGCUGUGGCAUGGGUUUUUCCACCCGAGUCACCAACAGGAAUCCUCACUGUGAAAUGGUGAAGCAGACCCGGCUCUGCAUGGUGCGGCCCUGUGACCAAGAGCACAGGCAGCCAACAGACAAGAAAGGAAAAAAGUGUCUCCGUAGCAUCAAGUCACUCAAAGCCAUCCACCUGCAGUUUGAGAACUGCACGAGCCUGCACACCUACAAGCCCAGGUUCUGUGGGAUCUGUAGUGAUGGCCGAUGCUGCACUCCCCACAACACCAAAACCAUCCAGGUGGAGUUCCAGUGCUCCCCAGGGCAGAUCCUCAAGAAGCCAGUGAUGGUCAUCGGGACCUGCACCUGUCACAACAACUGUCCUCACAGCAACUCGUCUUUCCUCUAAGACUUAAAGCCAAACACCAGCAGAGGGAAGAUGUAACAUGUCCCUUGAGAAGCUCACCUACAGAAGCAAACUGCAGCCACCCACCAUCAAAUGAAUAUAAGGAAAAUUAUGAAGAAUUAUUAUCCUCCUCUGAGUCUCAUGUAUUUUCUGUGGUCAUACGAGGUCAGUUAUAUCUGUCUUUUUUUCUUCAUGAAGGAUAUGAUUAACUGUAAACCUGGAAUCAAGGUAAGCUCAGGAGAGUACUUAGGGAUGACUUUUUCUUUUACAUGUUUACUACUCACAUUUACUACACAUUUACUACAUGUGAAAACUUCUAUAAAUUUCAGAAAUCAGAUACACAUCUGUGUAAACAGUAUCACAUUGUGCUUAUUUUGUUACACACUUGUGAAAUCUCAAGAAAAGGUCACUGUAGUGAAUGACAUGGUGAAGUCCAAGGUUAUACUGAGAGUAUUGUCAUAUAAAUAUUUCACCAUAGAUUGAGGAUUGACCUAAGGGUUCUCUGUGGAGCACUCUUUUUCAGUGACUCAACUCUCAACUUUAAAUUCUGAGAUCUGAUGAAACAUAUAGUUCUCCAACUUGAAAUCUGUUUUCUGUGUACAUGGGAAACAAGCUAUAUCUACGAAAAUGGAAGCUUAUUAAUUAAGUGCACUGGUGUCAUAAACUGGCUCCAUUUCAGACAAGUUGACUCCUUUCCAAAAGAAAGAAGCUAAACAGAAAAUUACCCCUUAUACAGAGAUGACCAGCCUCUCUCAGCCCUCAGACAUUUGUAUGUGUCUGGAGGUUCCUGGGGAUCACUAAUUUUUUAAUUCAGAAGAAGCAGAACACAUCAGCAGGGGUCCUCUUACGUGACCAAUGAAUAAACUGAGGCCCAAAGCAUCUGAUUACAACUUUUGAUAACUUUCAAAUAUGCUGGUAGUGGAAUUUUGAAAAAGAAAAACAAAAUCGACAUGACUGCAGUAGCGAGAUACCACAAACUCCAUGGUGGUUCAGAAUUAUUGUACAGAUGCCCCAAACUUAUCCUUGGGUCUUAGUUAGGCAAACUCAUGAACAAGAUAUAUGCAUCUACAUAUGUUUAUCUAACUUGUCAGGCUAUAAGAUAGACUGCAAACUUAAAUGUAUACAUUCUUCUAUUGUCACCCUAUGUGUUCAGCUUUUCUCCUUUAAAGUAUUUAUAUAAAUAUAAAUUAUACAUUUUUUAAAAUAUUCUUUUUUACUUUCGCUACCUGUUGGACAUUACUAAAUAAAAAUUAUCUUAUCAAAGUGUGA